Molecule: messenger RNA, 584 nt
Organism: Eucalyptus grandis
Lineage: Eukaryota; Viridiplantae; Streptophyta; Magnoliopsida; Myrtales; Myrtaceae
Exons: 2
Coding region: 77-415 (112 amino acids)
Source: RefSeq, a predicted model, not a curated record
UUGGUCCUGAUCUCUCGAAGUAUUGUUCCCGAAAGACACCCUUGCAUACCGGCUCCGGAAUCACUAGCUUGCGGCGAUGGCGGCGACUGUUGUGAAAACGAAACAUUUGUUGGUCAGGCAUGCAAAGCGAGAUAGGCGAUUCUCGAGUGCAUUCACGCUGAAGAAGAAGCUGGAAAUACCCAAAGGAAAGAUGAGCGACGGUGAUCAAUCUGAUGAGCCCGACGAGCACGGUCCACUCUGGGUGCCGCACCCGAGAACGGGGAUAUACUUCCCGAGAGGUCACGAGCGGGUGGUGGACGACAUUCCGGAGGGCGCAGCUUCUUUCUCUCAGGCUUUCUGGCUCAGGGGUGUCGAAGGAGUGGACCGACCCGAUCCGGAUGAACAGGCUUAUCACGGGUUUCCUUCCUCCGAGUGAACAAAUGGUGCGAAUUUGAGCUGCUGAAGCUGGAGCGGUUCCAUAGAAUCUCGAAGCUAGACUAUAUACACAUUGUAAUGAAUCCAACAAACCCUGUGAAUUCGCUUGGCGACUCAUGUUGGGUACUGCUUUUCAUCCAAUAAAACAUCUUGCAUGGUAGUGACAUCUA